This is a messenger RNA of Striga hermonthica, 2418 nucleotides long. The record is from the annotation of a GenBank genome assembly. Lineage: Eukaryota; Viridiplantae; Streptophyta; Magnoliopsida; Lamiales; Orobanchaceae.
AUGGGCUCUUCUGUCCUGUCUAAACAUGUAGCCGCCGUCAUAAGGUACCAAAAGGACCCUUUAAGGGCUUUGGAGAUGUUCAAUUCCAUUAAAAAGGAAGAUGGCUACCGACACACUUUACAAACUUACAAAUCCAUGGUUGAAAAGCUCAGCAAUUCUGGUGAAUUUGAGGCUAUGGAGAAUCUCAUGGUGGAGAUGAGGGAAAAUCUGGAUAACAGCGUGCUUGAAGGCGUAUACAUUAGUGUCAUGAGGAAUUACGGCAAGAAUAGGAAAAUUCAAGAAGCUGUCGACAUAUUUGAGAGGAUGGAUUUCUACAAUUGCGAGCCCACUGUUUAUUCUUAUAAUGUCAUUAUGAACAUUUUGGUGGAGAAUGGAUAUUUUAAGCAGGCUCACAAAGUUUAUAUGAGACUGAAAGAUAAAAAUAUUGCACCAGAUGUGUAUACAUACACAAUUAGGAUUAAAUCGUUUUGUAGAACAAAUAGGCCUCAUGCUGCUCUGAGGCUUCUGAAGAACAUGCCAGCUCAGGGCUGUGAAUUUAACUCUGUGGCUUACUGUACAGUGAUUGGUGGAUUUUAUGAGGGAGAUUAUAGGGUAGAAGCAUAUGAGUUGUUUGGCCAGAUGCUUGGACUUGGCAUUGUCCCUAAUGUUGCCACAUUCAAUAAGCUGAUACACCCUCUGUGUAAGAGGGGUGAGAUAAGAGAGAGUGAAAUACUAUUGGAUAAGAUUCUCAAGAGGGGUGUGUUACCUAAUUUAUUCACAUUUAACAUUUUCAUUCAAGGCCUUUGCAAGAAAGGCCUUCUCGAUCAUGCUGGCCGGAUGUUGGACAGUGUUACUAAAGAUGGUCUUUGCCCAGAUGUCGUGACGUAUAAUACGCUUAUACGUGGUUUUUGUAAGAACUCGAAAGUGGCCGAGGCCGAGAACUGCAUGAAUAAAAUGGUUAAUAGUGGUUUUGAGCCUGAUGCUUUCACCUACAACACAAUAAUUGAUGGGUACUGCAAACUCAAUCUGGUGCAAAAGGCGAACAAGAUUCUUCUUGAUGCGGUACAUAGAGGGUUUGUGCCGGACGAGUUCACAUACAGCUCCUUACUGUAUGGCUUGUGUGAGAAUGGUGAUAUUGACCAGGCCAUAAGCAUAUUCAAUGAAGCUAAUAGGAAAGGCGUAAAACCUAGUGUUGUUUUGUACAACGGUUUGAUUAAAGGACUCUGCCGGCAGGGGCUCGUAUUAGAAGCCCUUGAGGUGAUGAACGGCAUGGGGCAAAAUGGCUGCUCUCCCAGUAUUUGGACUUAUAAUUUGAUAAUAAAUGGCAUGUGUAAGCUGGGCUGUUUAAAUGAUGCGAGUAUUCUUAUGAAUGGUGCACUGUACAAAGGGUUCCUUCCCGACAUAUUCACAUUUAAUACUUUGAUUGAUGGCUACUGCAAACAGUUGAAGAUGGGCGAGGCACUUGAAAUUGUCGACGUCAUGUGGGAGCAUAAUAUCACUCCGGAUAUAAUCACAUAUAACACUAUAUUGGAUGGGUUAUGCAAGACUUCACAUGCAGAUGACGUUUUUGAAACCUUUAAAUCAAUGAUGAAAAAGGGUUGUGUGCCUAAUGUGAUAACUUAUAAUAUAUUGAUUGAGAGCUUUUGCAAAGCUCGUAAAGUCACGAGAGCUUUGGAAUUUCUCAGUGAGAUUCAGAAAACUGGAUUAUGUCCAGAUAUAGUAACUUUUUGCACGUUGAUUAAUGGAUUUCGUGAGAACAGGAAUAUGGAAGAAGCCUACUCGUUGUUCCGUAAAAUGGAAAAGCACUAUAAACUCCCACCUACAUUGGCGACUUAUAAUAUCCUGAUCAAUGCAUUUUCGGAAAUGGCAAACAUGGAUAUGACAGUAAAGCUAUUUCGUGAAAUGAGUGAAAACGGGUGCCCACCUGAUAACUACACUUACCGAUGUAUGAUAGAUGGGUUUUGCAAGUCUGGAAACACUGACUACGGACACCAUUUUCUUCUUGACUGCAUAUCUGAAGGGUUUGUGCCAUCCCUAGUGACAUUUGGGCGAGUUUUGAAUUGCCUGUGUGUAAAGCACAGACUUCGUGAGGCAGUUGAAAUUGUGUACCAUAUGGUGCACAAGGGAAUUGUACCUGAUGUUGUGAACACGAUCUUUGAAGUAGAUAAGAAAGAAAUUGCGGCCCCCAAGAUAGUUGUGGAGGACUUGUUGAAGAAAUCACAUAUAACUUACUAUGCUUAUGAGAUUUUAUAUGAUGCCAUUAGAGACAAGAAGCUGGAAUUCUGGAAAACCAAGUGCGAGGAUAGCUGUAAUAUUGUGGAGAUUGAGCUGGGACAUAAUGGAUUCUAUCAUAGUGAAGAAACUUAUCAACUGAUCCGUUGUCUCCAGCUGUUGUCAACAGUUACAAGUCUGAAGCUGAGAUCUAGUUCGUGGCCCUGA